AUGGUUUACACCGUAUUAUAAAAACACGCUCGUCUGAUGUUGACGAGUCUAGCCCUACUCUCUUUGGCGGCAAAAAUAAAAAAGAUGGCGGUAAUUCCAUCUUUCGAGCAAGUAUAAGUAGAAGAGAUCUGCUCAGCUGCUCUCACAAACUCAUCUUUCCGAAGCAAGCAUUAGCUGGUCUCCUCUCACUCAAGCCAGUGUGGAAAAUUGACAGCCCUACGCAGGAGGAAUUAACAAUGUACAUGGCGGCUUAUUCUGUCAUGUUACAUUUUAAAAACAUACUACUUCUGUUAGUUGCAAUAUUGGAGUACUAUGCACCCAAUUUUGUUCUAAGAAAGAGGAAGAGAAGUCAAAAAGGAAAUGCUUACCAGAGAUACACAAUUAGAUGUCUAAAUAUUAGAAGUAUGAUUUGGGAUGAUGAUAUAGAAUGUGUGGAUAACAUUAGGAUGGAUAGGAGAGCAUUUUACAAGCUCUGUAAUAUGGUUGAAAGCAUUGGUUUGUUGUGGUCAACAAAGAACACGUCUAUUGAAGAAAUGCUUGCUUCAUUUCUCUAUAUUUUGGCUCACAAUACUAAAAAUAGAGUAGCCAAGAGAGAAUUUGUGCGCAGCGGUGAAACAAUUAGCAGACACUUCAAUAGUGUCUUACUUGCUAUCUUGAGAUUACACGAAGUUUUGCUUAAGAAGCCUGAACCAGUACUUCAAAACUGCAGAGCACACCCAUGGAAGUGGUUUAAGAACUGUUUAGGUGCAUUAGAUGGAACAUAUAUUAAGUUAAAUGUUGCAGAGCAAGACAAACCCAAAUAUAGAACAAGAAAAGGUGAUUUGGCCACAAAUGUAUUGGGAGUUUGCUCUCAAGAUUUAAAUUUUAUUUACAUACUACCUGGUUGGGAAGGGUCCGCUGCUGAUGCAAGGGUUUUAAGAAGUGCAGUUUCCAGAUCCAAUGGUUUUCUAGUUCCUCAAGGUUACUACUAUCUUUGUGAUGCUGGAUACAGUAAUGCAGAUGGUUUCUUGGCUCCGUAUAGAGGCCAGCGCUACCACUUAAAAGAAUGGAGUCAAAACAAUCAACCUAGAACAAAAGAGGAAAUGUUUAACUACAAACAUUCUAGCGCUCGUAAUGUCAUUGAGAGAUCAUUCGGUUUACUUAAAAUGAGAUGGGCGAUUCUUCGUGAAAGAUCUUGGUAUCCUAUCAAGACGCAUUGUAGAGUGAUAACGGCUUGUGCUUUACUGCACAAUCAUAUAAGAAGGGAGAUGCGAAGGGAUCCACUUGAGGAUAAGGUGCCCGAGGAUUAUGUUGAUCCUGACACGUUGUUAAAUGUCCCAAACAUACAGGAUAUCGAACCCUCCGUUGCGUGGACUGCAUAUCAUUUAGAGAUAAUUUAGCACAAGAAAUCUGGAACGAGUGCCGUAGGAAUUAAGCUUGAACUUAUUGGUUUUAUGCAUUGUUAUUAUUUUGUUACUAGUUAUUUAUCUGUAAUGGACAUGCUCAUAAUAUUCAGUGAAUUUGAG
Cuscuta epithymum is the source of this 1505-nucleotide messenger RNA. The record is from the annotation of a GenBank genome assembly. Lineage: Eukaryota; Viridiplantae; Streptophyta; Magnoliopsida; Solanales; Convolvulaceae.